AUGAAACAAUUCUUACAAAUAUUGCUCUUGUCCUUAGCAAUUUCUUUUGCUUUUGGCUCAGUAUGCUCAACAGAUUUUAGAAUGGUUAACGACUCUGUAACUACUAUUAAUCUCGAGUGUGAAGGAUUACGUGGUGGAUCAGGAUUGUGUCAUGGCUCAUUUAGCUUCAAUUAUGACUUUGAACAUAUAUCUAGCUGUAUAAUUUCUGUUAGCAGAGAAGGAAAUGUCGUUAGAUACUCUGGUUGGAAAUGUGAAGUUGGUGAAUAAGAUCAAACUUGCUAAAUUACCAUUGUAAAGAAGGGUGCAAGUGCAGUUUGA
This is a messenger RNA of Tetrahymena thermophila SB210, 318 nucleotides long. RefSeq lists its product as hypothetical. The record is from RefSeq and is a predicted model, not a curated record. The transcript has a single exon. Lineage: Eukaryota; Ciliophora; Oligohymenophorea; Hymenostomatida; Tetrahymenidae.